Brienomyrus brachyistius is the source of this 3372-nucleotide messenger RNA. RefSeq names its product ras-related protein M-Ras. Gene Ontology annotation, molecular function: GTPase activity; GTP binding; GDP binding. Gene Ontology annotation, biological process: signal transduction. The transcript has 7 exons. Gene Ontology annotation, cellular component: plasma membrane. NCBI's taxonomy places the organism in Eukaryota, Metazoa, Chordata, Actinopteri, Osteoglossiformes, Mormyridae. The record is from RefSeq and is a predicted model, not a curated record. Bases 510 to 1139 code for a protein of 209 amino acids.
AGCUUCUUUGGGUAAAAUAUUUUAAAUAAUAUUUACUUACCGGCGUAAUUACUACUUAAUUUGUAAAUAAAAUAAAAACAUUUCCCGAAACUCCGAUGGAAAAGGAGUGUGAUUGCUGUUCUUUAUAAUGAUAUAAACGGACACCCCCGUGAGGUAAAUCUAUUUAUAGUAUCAGGUUUUGCAAUAUAAAGAAUUGCUACAGUGUAAAUUUCACUGCGGAUGGGACCAGACGUUUCUCGCAAAUGAAAUGGAGUGAAUUAUUAGUUGAAUUUAAAUUAAAAUCGUUAUCGAUGACCGACUGAGCUAAGGCUGGGUAUGAGAAAAAGGCGUGUGGAAAACCCUCGGUUUACUCGAUCGACGUCGAACUGAUACUCGGAUGAACGCCCGGCUUCCUGUCUGCAGUCUCUCCUUAUUGUAAUCCCUCUCUGUCUGCUGUGUGAGUGUGGAUGCUGUUCAUCCAGAGACUAAAAGGCCCCAUUCUGUGAAACGCUGAAGGUGUAGACAUCGCCAUGGCAACCAGCGCUGUUCCCAGCGACAACCUCCCUACGUACAAGCUGGUGGUGGUGGGGGAUGGGGGGGUCGGCAAGAGCGCCCUCACCAUUCAGUUCUUCCAGAAGAUCUUUGUGCCGGACUACGAUCCCACCAUCGAGGACUCGUACCUGAAACACACGGAGAUUGAUGGCCAGUGGGCCAUUCUCGAUGUGCUGGACACGGCUGGCCAGGAGGAAUUCAGUGCCAUGCGGGAGCAGUACAUGCGCACGGGUGACGGUUUCCUCAUAGUCUUCUCCGUGACAGAUAAGGCCAGCUUCGAGCAUGUGGACCGAUUCCACCAGCUGAUCCUGCGUGUGAAGGACAGGGAGUCCUUCCCCAUGGUCCUGGUGGCCAACAAGGUGGACCUGGUGCACCUGAGGAAGGUGACGACUGAGCAGGGCAGGGAGAUGGCGGCCAAGCACAGUAUUACGUACAUCGAAACCAGUGCCAAGGACCCUCCCAUGAAUGUGGACAAAGCAUUUCACGAGCUGGUCAGAGUAAUCAGGCAGGAAAUCCCCGAGAAGAGCCAGAAGAAGAAGAAAAAGAAGGCCAAGUGGCGUGGGGACAGGUCCACCGGCUCUCACCGGCUCCGCUGCGUCAUUUUGUGAGCAGCCAUGUCGGGGAUAAUGGGCUUGGCGCUGCCAUGCCUCUUACCAUCACAGCCAGGAGGACUGAGCAUGUUCAGGCUCCACGUCGCAUCCCCUGAUCGUUUGUGACAGGGGUGGGGAUCAGGGUGGUCUGACCCCGCCCCACCAACCGGCCAGGAUGAAGACUGGUUCAUGUUUGGGCACUGGCCAAAUUCUCAGGGGGGAGGGGGAGCACACUGGGUUUCCCAAGGAGUGAAGCAUAACCAAUCACGGUCCGCUUUUUCCGCCGAGCUUUCCGGGACAGGAACGUCACAAUGAGGAAGAGCGGGGGCUGUCCCCCGGCAAAGCCGAAGCGGAGUGACCCACAGUUUGGACGCCCAGAUGAGCUCCAGCUGGCCGGGGGAGGAGCCCCAGCAAUUGGCGCCAUUACAGGGUCUGAAACAGUGUGACCCAAGUGUUACACAGUGGCUUGGUGGGGGUGGGGUGGGAACCUACAGUGCUUUUUUUUUUUUUUUUUUUUUUUUUUUUUUUUUUUUUUUUUUUUUUUUUUGCAUGUUGAAAACACCCUGUGCCUUUUUUUCAAAAUGUUUGGCAUGGUGGGGGGUUCAAUGAUGAAGCCAACAUACAAGUCCUUUUUUGAAGGAUGUCUUUCCUAACGUUGAUCUGCAUACCCUUCUGGCAUGCAUUGGGAGGGUCUGAGUACCAGAAAGGAAUGUCAGGCUUGGAAAGCCAAUAAAAUCACACUCAUGUUAGGUGUGCCUGCUGCUUCCUUUUGGUGUAGCGAACAGUGACAAGAUAGUUAGCUGGGAUGGGUGGUGACCUUCCUUUCACUGACGGCCGGCUUACCGUUCCGACGGUGUUCGUGGUGAGGUGCCUCUCCUCUCUGCUGGGAGACAAAAAUGAAGCCUGACUGUUUUUUGUGCAGUGUUUAGAUGUUGCAUUUUGACUGAUUUUUAUGCCUGAUUUUCAUAUUUAUUUCCAUCGUGUGAGUUUUUUUUUCACGCAUCCCACUGGCUAAGAUCCGUGGGGGGAGUGGAGGCUGUGAGUGGUGGCCUGCCAGCCGAACCUGCUGGUGUGAAGGACUGGGGGGGGGGGGAAUAAAAGAAAGAUCAUGAUUAAACACAGCAAAUGUAAUGUUUGUGUCAGUAAGUGUUAGAAACCAUGUAACAGAAAAUGCUGGAGACCAAAGGAGGUACAUUUUGUGACCAUUGUUGAAAACAGUGCAACUAAAUUUUACUCUGGUGUGCCUGGCCAUUUGUAUUUUUAUUAUUAUUACUAACCAUCAUUCUAUAUAACAUGAAACACAAGAAAGGGGCAAGGAUUGGUGUGUAGGGUUCAAUUUUGAGAACUAGUUCCAGAUUAGACACUUAUAAAUUUUUAAGAACUGGAAGUUUGCUAAGACAUUUGAAUUACGGUUCCCCAUCAAUUCCUGCACCUGCAUUUUUAAUCAACUAUGUAAGGGUUACUGUACGACAACUGCACUUACACAAAUGUACUUGAAAUUAUUUUCAUGUUUACAAACCGAAAACGUAUUUAUUAGUAGAACUAUUUAGGUUCUAGAUUUGGGCGGUAUAAUGGCAGCAUAACAUGUUUAAUUUUGGCUGGACUGUAUCAUGGGCGAUUUUAAAAUGCCGAAAUAGUGUUGCUUUUUAAAAUAUAGUAGAAAAGCCGUAUACCGACAUGUAAUAUAUGGAUGGUAUCAAGAAUUAGAUAUCGUUUGCUACUGUUAAAUGUUUUGGUUAUAUAUGGGCCCAAGCCACUGUCUAUAGUUAUCCGUUGCUAAAACGGGAUGCCAGUCGUUAGAUUGGAACUUAUCCGCUGUUAAACCCAAAGGCCAGUCUUUAUGUAUGAAGUCAGAUGUGUAAUAACCAUGGAAUAAGUGGGUAUUGUAUGUUUUCAGAUGCAUGGCUGCAGAGAGAAAGUAUAUACAUUCAGCUAUUGUUUCAAUUUCAAGCAUUAUGUACCUCCUGGUAUUAUGCUCCGUUAUGGAUAAAACCUGACUUACUUGCCAAUAACUGAUUUUUAAAACUGGACCUGCCUACUAUCCAGUUUAGGAAGGUUAAACAGAUCUGUAAAGUACUACUGACAUCAGUGGCAAACUGCCAUCCAAAGCUCAGUGUGGUUGUUAACCAUAUUUAUUUAUAUCUUGAAACCCCCUGUUUUUGUUUUAAUAAAAUAUGGAAAUGACGUAACCUGCGACAAGUAACUCUUGCUGUAAUAGUUGAACAAUAAAUGCAGUGUGUUGUUACUGAAA